Molecule: messenger RNA, 1773 nt
Organism: Sycon ciliatum
Lineage: Eukaryota; Metazoa; Porifera; Calcarea; Leucosolenida; Sycettidae
Product: dual specificity phosphatase 29-like
Exons: 3
Coding region: 127-912 (261 amino acids)
Biological process (GO): protein dephosphorylation
Molecular function (GO): protein tyrosine/serine/threonine phosphatase activity
Source: RefSeq, a predicted model, not a curated record
ACAUCUACCUUCAGCCUUUCUCAGCGCUGCAGCUUUGCUGUCCAAAGGCGAAGAGUCAUAACUCAAACAAGUCAGACCUACGUAGACCUACGUGCGAAUGAGGAAAAAACUCAAAAAACAUUGGCAAUGCGACGUCGCUGGCAGUCGGCAGCAGCUCUGGUGUUAGGGCGAUCUCGAAAAAGGUCUGGAGGUGCUACAGAAACUGAUACCAGCAGUGCAGCUGUUCCAACAAGCAAGGACGAAGACGUUGAACCUAUACCCACUAUGGAAGUUGAAGAACGAGGUGAUUCGUUUUGGAGUCGCAUGCCCGUGCAUGCAGACCGAGUGCUGCCACAUAUCUUCAUUGGCAAUUACUCCAGCGGUGCCAACCGGCAGUUCCUUGCUGAGAACAACAUCACAUACAUACUGAACAUGACGAUGGAGAAACACACCAACAGGUUUGAAGGGAUCACCUACCUGAACCUGGGCUUGGACGACCAUGCUGGAGCCGAUAUCUCAAUCUUCUUUAAGCAGGCACACGACUACCUGACAACAGUGCGCUUAGAGGGUGCAGUCGCCCUUGUUCACUGCCACAUGGGUAUUUCUCGUGCCACCACGAUCACCAUGUCGCACAUGCUGCUAGGUGGCAAGAUCUAUGAUGACAUAGAUGAGCAUCAGGAGAAUGCAAAGAAGUUUGCGAGCCGUCGUGCUGUUGACGACAAGGCAUUGAGGGCUGCCCAGGUAGCACCAUUAACAGAGCAAAUAGCGCUUGCGGAUGUCUGGAAACUGGUGUCGUCGCGUCGCAAGUGUGCCUCGCCGAACGACGGCUUUUUCCGACACUUGGAGCUGCUUGAGAUGAGGCUUACAAACCGGAACUCGCCUACCGUCAAACGGUCCAAUAUGUGGGGCAGUAAGUUUAUGCAAGGCAGGUGAAGCGUGCACUGAGCCUCGCUAGUGGCGGCUGUUUAUACAUUUACCACUGGUUUCAACACCGGACCUAAGCAUAAUGAUUAUUGUGUUAUGGUGUACAUGUGGAUUUCUGUUAGUUACUGUUUUACUCUCGAUGACAUGAUGUUACAGACGGUGAAUCAAUGACUCAGAGUACCAGUACUAGUAGCUGAGUUGAUCCACCCACAUUAGGGCUUUUUUAAUAUUACGAUGUAAGUUAGUGGGCCUUUGCAAUGUAUCGCAUUGUAGAUCUAUAGGUGUGUGUGCGUGCGUGUGUGUGUGUUUAUGUUUGCAUGCCCGUUGUGUUUAGCGCUGCUGGUUGGAGUCUAAUGUGUUGUAAAUCCUGGUAGUGGGCGAUCUGCCAGGACUGUGUCCUGUGCAUAACAUUCAGUGUGACCAAUUUGUCUUCUAUUUACUUUGUUCAUUUGUUUUGAUCAUUGAAUGCUAUCCUAUGCACCAUACCCAGCAUGUUUUCAUAACUAUGAGCUGUUUCAUGCCUAUCUUGAUCGAAUUUCAAGUGCUGAAAUAAAUCAUGUCCUUCUUUUCAAUUCGUACGGCAACGCUGGAAUCCAGUAGUGCCACCGUUACAAUUUCCUUCGCGUAUUCAUGCGCCUAUGUAUACUCUUGUCGUGUUAUGUCGGUACUCUUGGAGUUUUAUUGAGAUUUCCUAUUUGACAUUGCUGCCUCUCUGUCUUUGUUCAUGACUUUUGUUCUGUAUUUAUGAACUUACCCUACCCUUUCUCCGUGUACGUCUUAACUAGUUAUUUAUUAGCACUACUCCUGCUUGUGUUUUAGGGUGUCUUCGUUCGUGUUUCUUUGAUUGGCGAAAGCAUCUUUUCAAGUGUG